AUGACUGGCUCCCAGGCACUCCGCCGUAUUCUCUACGUUGAUGCAGAAGAUGGAUCUGUUGCCCGUCGUGGCUAUCAUUUUGGUGGGGCCUAUGAGCCGCUUUUGUACUCAACAAUGCUCGAACAGCCUGCAGGACUGCAGCCACGUAGCGGUUUUCGUGUAGCUUGCGCCUGUUUGGCCGGUUGCUUCUUUGGAUGCCUGACAAUGAAGGCAAGGAACAUGGAGCGGUGGUGGUUAGGACUCUUCUUUAUGUGCGGUAUGUAUUACAAUGCCGUGAAGGCGCAAAAAGUGAACAAUGGUUUAGUUGGACAUCAAUGUGGAUUCUUUGCCGCAGGGAUGGGCGUUUUGGGGUGUGGCUGCCGUUUAGCCGUGCAUGCAGGAAGCGCCAGAAUGAACAGACGACUUCUUUUUUUAUUCGCCAGCCUUAUGUGGUAUGAAGUUGGCCGGUACCACAUGUGGGCGGAACACGUUUCGGAAUUUCGACGUGAAAUCACACCAGAGCGGUCAUAUGAUCUUUUGGCGGAAUUUGUCCCACAAGAGAUUGAGACCGAAUUUCUUCCGUAUCGUUCCGUGUCGUCAGAAUAA
Trypanosoma cruzi is the source of this 585-nucleotide messenger RNA. RefSeq lists its product as uncharacterized. NCBI's taxonomy places the organism in Eukaryota, Euglenozoa, Kinetoplastea, Trypanosomatida, Trypanosomatidae. The record is from RefSeq and is a predicted model, not a curated record. The transcript has a single exon. The coding region runs from base 1 to 585 and encodes 194 amino acids.